This is a messenger RNA of Knipowitschia caucasica, 1332 nucleotides long. The record is from the annotation of a GenBank genome assembly. NCBI's taxonomy places the organism in Eukaryota, Metazoa, Chordata, Actinopteri, Gobiiformes, Gobiidae.
AUGAAUUGUAACACGCGCGUGGUGCAAGUGACCAAUGUGUCUCCGAGCACAACCUCCGAACAAAUGCGGACUUUGUUCGGGUUUCUGGGGUCCAUAGAGGAGCUGCAUCUGUUUCCCCCGGAUGACUCUCACAUGCCUGUGACUUCCCGUGUCUGUUUUGUAAAGUUCCUUGAGCCGGAGUCUGUGGGAGUGUCCCAGCACCUGACCAACACAGUCUUUGUGGACAGAGCUCUCAUUGUGGUCCCUUUUGCAGAAGGAGUGAUUCCUGAUGAGUCUAAAGCUAUGUCGCUGCUUGCUCCGGCCAAUGCUGUGGCAGGGAUGAUGCCCGGAGGAGGACUUCUCCCAACACCUAAUCCUUUAAUGGGGGCUUCACCAUUUGGUCUUGGAGCGCCGACCCUUGAACAAAUGGCUGCUAUGGGAAUGCAUGGUCCUCAGGCUCUGGGUGCUGACUUCCUCAAGCUCAUGCAGUCAAUUGACCCAAAGUUUAAUCCAUUAGCUGCGGGGCUUGGCUUGAGUGCGGGCCUAAAGGCGGACGCCUCCAGUAAGGAAAUUGAAGAAGCGAUGAAGAGGGUGCGAGAGGCCCAGUCUUUGAUAUCUGCUGUCAUUGAACCAGGAAGCAAGAAAGAUGACAAGCGGAGGCAUUCCCGCUCUCGUUCUCGGUCACGCCGCACAAGCUCCAGAUCAAGACACAGGCGGUCCAGGAGUAGGUCACGACGCAGGACUCCUUCAAGGAGCAGAAAGUCCAAAAGUCCGCGACGCCGAAAGUCCCGCUCACGAGACCGAAGCCGCCGAAGCCGCUCCAGGGACAGAAGGAAAGAUGAGAAGUCAAAGAAGAGAUCCAAAACUCCCCCUAAAAGCUACAGCAGUGCUAGAAGGUCGCGAAGUAUUAGUCGAAGGCACAGACGGAGCCGCAGUGCAUCUCGCUCUCCUCGUAAAAAGCCUUCCCCUUCUCCCAGACGCCAUAAAAAGGAAAAGAAAAAGGACAAGGGGCGUGAAAAAGAGCGCGACAAGAGAGAGGAGCGGAGUCGUGACGAGAGGGAGCGCUCCAACAGCAAAAAGAAGAAAAGUAAAGAUAAGGAACAAGAAAGAGAACACGAACGCGAUCGAGAGCACAAGUCUGACAGUGAGAAAGGAGAUGUAAAGGUGACCAGGGAUUAUGAUGAAGAAGAACAAGGUUACGACAGUGACAGACGAGCAGAGGAAGAGGAUGAGAGAAAGAGCGAGUCUGACACCAACUCCUCCCCCAAAGGCCCGAGUGACCUCAGCACUGAUGCCUCUAAAAAGUCCAAAUUAAACGGCGACCAGCAGGAGGACAUGGUGAUGAGCGACUGA